GAGCAGGAGAGGCUGGGAAGAGAAAAAAAGCAGGCAGAGGUGGAGAACCUGCAGUUGAAGGCUCUUGAACUCAGAGAAGAUGAGCUGAACGAAGUGCGCCACCUGCUGGAGGAGAGGCGCGCUGCAGCGACCCAAUGGGAAAGAGAUGCAGUGGAGGCAGCCAAGUGGGAGAGAUACCUGAGCUGUGAUGAUGUCAUAGACUCAGCUGAGCAGCGACAGGUCAACACGUUUAUCACCUUGUGGAGAGACGAGCCGGAGCUGAACGUCAGGAAGGUGCUCACAAGAUGCCACGUUGCUCUGCAG
This is a messenger RNA of Austrofundulus limnaeus, 303 nucleotides long. RefSeq names its product protein CASC1. The record is from RefSeq and is a predicted model, not a curated record. Gene Ontology annotation, cellular component: axoneme. Gene Ontology annotation, molecular function: microtubule binding; beta-tubulin binding. Lineage: Eukaryota; Metazoa; Chordata; Actinopteri; Cyprinodontiformes; Rivulidae.